AGUUGUUGGGCGACAAGGCGAUAUUAAUGUCCCCAGCGGCGCUGCGGGUAUCAAACCUCCCCAACCACCGCUCUUCCGCCGCCGCAACUUCACUGUUCAUAUCCUUGUUCUUGUUGUCACCUUUAUUUCUUCAGCUGUCGUCCGGGUCUGGUAACCCAGAAGCUGAUGCUUUGGCGGCACUGCAUAACAGUUUGAUCGAUCCGAACGGUAUUCUACAGAGCUGGAAUUCAUCGUCCCCCUGCAACUGGGACCGCGUUACGUGCAACCAAGAAGAUAUCGGUAAAGUUACCAAAAUGUAUGGAAUAUAAAAUAUACUCCUUCCGUUUGCAAAAAAACUUCCCAUUUUGAUUUGGGGCAAAAAUAAGGAAGUGUUAAAUUACAAUUGAUUUUCAAUUUUGCCUCUGAUGUGAUGGGUAAAAGUAAAAUGUGAUGGAUAUGUUAUUAGAAAAAAAAGUAUGAUGUGAUAGGUAGGGUAUGAAAAAGUAAGGGUAAAAGUGGUUUUUUAAUAGAAAGGAGAAGUGUUUUGUUGGAAGUGGAAAAAAUGAAAGAGGAAGUAUUUU
Cuscuta campestris is the source of this 560-nucleotide messenger RNA. NCBI's taxonomy places the organism in Eukaryota, Viridiplantae, Streptophyta, Magnoliopsida, Solanales, Convolvulaceae. The record is from the annotation of a GenBank genome assembly.